This is a messenger RNA of Sphenostylis stenocarpa, 1092 nucleotides long. The record is from the annotation of a GenBank genome assembly. Lineage: Eukaryota; Viridiplantae; Streptophyta; Magnoliopsida; Fabales; Fabaceae.
AUGGCUAUAUCGAUAUUGGUGUUAGCAAGCAUUGGCCGCAUCGGGGUGAAAGCUCUCUACGACCCAACCAGAAAAUACGCAGGCUAUCAGAAAAGAAACAUACUCAACUUGAAACCCAACGCAGAGCUUCGGGUGGUGGCAUGCAUCCACAAACCAAGCCACAUAACUUCCAUAAAAAACGCUCUUGACAUCUGUUGCCCCGCACCAAACAACCCCUUACUGGCUCACGUCUUGCAUCUCAUAGAGUUAGUCGGUAGAUCCUCUCCCAUCUUCAUCUCACACCGUGUCCAAGAAAGGGUCGACUCAAACCACAACUAUUCCGAAGAUGUCAUUGUAGCAUUCGACCUCUUCGAACAUGACAAUGCGGGAACUGCAUUAGUUAACACCUACACAGCCAUAUCUCCCUUCCGUUUCAUGCAUGAUGAUAUUUGUUACCUUGCGUUGGACAAACUCGCUUCCAUCAUCAUUCUUCCAUUUCACGUGAGAUGGGGUGAGGAUGGUUCCAUCGAAUCAACAGAUAAAAACAUAAGAACUCUCAACUCUAGGGUUCUCGAAAGGGCACCAUGCUCCGUGGGGAUUCUUGUGAGUCGAGGCUCUUCUUCUUCUACUCACAACAACAACAACAAUGAUAACUCAAUAAAGCGAAUAGCAAUGAUCUUUUUGGGGGGUUUGGAUGACAGAGAGGCAUUGUGCUUGGCUAAGAGGGUCAUCAAAGAUUGUGCUUGCAACUUGGUUGUGUACCACUUGGUCUCGGGCCCUGGUGAGGCCAACUGGGACCUGAUGCUUGAUGAUGACGUGCUCAAGAGUGUUAAAGGGUUAUAUGGUCACAUUCAGAAUGUGUCGUAUGAAAAAGUUACCAUAGAGGAACCUUCUCAGACCAGCACUUUUGUGUCAGAUAUUGCAAAUCAACAUGAUUUCUUUAUAGUUGGGAGACGUAAUGGGAUCAAAUCACCUCAGACAGAAGCACUUGAAAGAUGGACAGAGUUUUCUGAGUUGGGUGUGAUUGGAGAUUUGCUUGCUUCCUCGGAUACCAUUACCAAUGCUUCAACUUCAAUUUUAGUAGUCCAACACCAACAAAUGAUCAAGUCCUGA